Sphaerodactylus townsendi is the source of this 2040-nucleotide messenger RNA. It is a transcript of the gene UBE2G1, whose product is annotated as ubiquitin conjugating enzyme E2 G1. The record is from RefSeq and is a predicted model, not a curated record. The transcript has 6 exons. Lineage: Eukaryota; Metazoa; Chordata; Lepidosauria; Squamata; Sphaerodactylidae. Gene Ontology annotation, molecular function: ubiquitin conjugating enzyme activity. Gene Ontology annotation, biological process: proteasome-mediated ubiquitin-dependent protein catabolic process; protein polyubiquitination. Bases 412 to 924 code for a protein of 170 amino acids.
UCCUUAGUGCGCCUGCGCGCCGCGGCGCCUGAGUGCAGUGAAAUUCCGUGAGGGGGGAGAAGCGAGAGAAGGGGGGGAAAAAGGGGGGAAAAGCGGAGGGAGAGGAAGAGCGAGGGGGGCGCGCGGCUCGAGCGGUCUCCCUUGCCCCCCCCCUCGUGAGGAGCGGCCGCUUUAAAAAAUAAAAUACAAUAAACUCUUCCUCAGGAGCCCCCCUCCCCCCUCCCCUUGCCCCUCUGAGGGACUCUGAGGUGCUGCUGUGGCGGCGGCCCCCGGCGGGCGUGAGGUGGGAGAGGGACGACGACGACGGCGACGACCCUUCGCCGGCUGGCUGGCUUCUGCCUCGAGCCCGGUGGUUAGCAGGAGGAACGCCGCCGCCGCCCCAGACUCCCUCCCCGGGCCCCGGCGGGGAGAAUGACGGAGCUCCAGUCCGCGCUGCUACUGCGGAGACAGCUGGCAGAGCUCAACAAAAACCCCGUGGAAGGCUUUUCAGCGGGCUUAAUAGACGAUAAUGAUCUCUAUCGAUGGGAAGUCCUUAUUAUUGGUCCUCCGGAUACACUAUAUGAAGGUGGUGUCUUCAAGGCUCAUCUUACUUUCCCAAAAGACUAUCCACUCAGGCCGCCAAAAAUGAAGUUUAUUACAGAAAUAUGGCAUCCAAAUGUUGACAAAAAUGGCGAUGUCUGUAUUUCCAUUCUUCACGAGCCUGGUGAAGACAAAUAUGGCUAUGAGAAACCCGAAGAACGCUGGCUUCCCAUCCAUACAGUGGAAACCAUCAUGAUUAGUGUAAUUUCUAUGCUGGCAGAUCCCAACGGCGACUCUCCUGCAAAUGUUGACGCAGCGAAAGAGUGGAGGGAAGAUAGAAAUGGAGAAUUCAAGAGGAAAGUCGCCCGCUGUGUAAGAAAAAGCCAAGAGACAGCUUUUGAGUGACAUUUAAUUCAGCAGCUAGUAGCUUCACUUUUUUCAGGGUCUCCAAUUGAGGAACGUGGCACUGUUUUUCCUGCACUCUACCCACCUAUUGCUGGACUUCUGUUUAUACCAAGUUGGCAGACACUGGCUGGAACUGGGCUGCAAUAAAACACGCCAGUUAUCAAUGCUGACAGAGCCUAACAAGUGCCAACCAAGAUUUGCGCAUUUUGAAAAACUAAUGGAACUGCUUUAACCUUCAGGAAGAAUUGUAAAGAUGUGUACAUAGCACAACGUGAUCCGGAUAAUAUAUAUACUGUUCAUGUACAUCCACAAAUACACAUUGUACCAAAUAAUGCUGUCUUGUAGUUAGGAUAAGUAAAGAAUCGUGUAAAUUCUAAAGAUUUUAGCAGGUUUUCUCCCCCCUUCAUGGUUUUCCUUAUCAGUCCUAAAACAAUUUCUCGUGAAGCAUGUUGGACUAAACAAAUUAGGAUUAAAAAAAAAUUCCGUUUUAACUUUUUUUCUCUGAGCCAUUAAUGCUUCAUUAAAAUCUUUCACUUUAAUAAAGUUUAAUACCUUUGUAAUCCUCUCCCUUCCCCUCAACUUUUUUCAGAGGUCCUUAACACAACCGUGAGAUCUACUCCUUGAUUCUAACAAUGACUCGAGCACUGUCAUCACCAAGAGGUGCAUUUCUUCUUCUGACGUUGUAGCCCUGUUGUGCACAUCUCUUGGACGGGGACGUAGCACUGAAACUGACAGCUGUGGAGCUCUCUCUCGAGCUCGAUAUAUUUCCCAAAGGGCUGAGCAGUUUUAGCUUUGGAAAUGGUUAGCCUGAUAUAGGAUGAGCUACUUUACUUUUGAUUUCUUGCCUGGUUUGGUUGGAUAAAUAAAAGCAUGCAGAUCUCUAGGCUUUCAAGUGAGUUUUGGUAUUAAAUGCUGUUUCUCUCACCCACAUGCUGCCCUUUCCCUUCUUAUUCCUUUACCCCCCCUCCCCCUCUGUAUUUCUUUGCCUUCUGAUCUUCUGCAGGUUUUCCUCACAAUGUAUAAAGAUAAAUUGCGAUGUAUAUUUUCAUGUAACUUGAUUUUGGAAUUCUGUCACCUUCUGUAGUGAGUUCUUCCAAAAUACAAUUUUUUCCAAUA